AUGUCGGACGACCAAAUCUCGUUGCCAUACCUAAUGGCUAUCCUAGUCGUAUCCGGGUUGAUAAUACGAUAUCUGUUCUUUGGAGGACCCUCGCCACCCCGAGCUGCGCGAUCUCCCGAGGCUUUUCUCCGUUCGAGAGAGGUCGCUGUAGAGAGAAUACAGCAGAUGUUUCCGCAGGCGGACAGACGAAGCAUUCUCUGGGAUCUGCAGCGCAACGGAGGAAACAUCCAGAACACGACAGAGAGAAUACUGGCGGGCCGACUGGACACGCCCCCCGUCACCUUCCAGCCGCCUCCCCCUCCAGGUCAAGCUACGACAACCAGCAGCGCAGCGACUGCCACUCGCCAGCCAGAAAAGCCAGCGCAGCCCGAUUUGAUUACAAGAUAUAACCUCAAGAACAAGCUGGAUGCCGCGUCGCAGCAGGAUCAAGAUAGCAAGGGCAAGGGGUGGAGCUCGAACAAGGACGAGCGCCAGGCUUCUCUGCAGCGCAGAAGGGACGAGAUGAUCCUUGCUGCACGUCGGAAGCUGGAGGCGAAGCUUGCAGCUGAGAAGACGGUCCAGGGAAGCUGA
Molecule: messenger RNA, 570 nt
Organism: Fusarium sp. VM40
Lineage: Eukaryota; Fungi; Ascomycota; Sordariomycetes; Hypocreales; Nectriaceae
Source: the annotation of a GenBank genome assembly